AUUCUCGUCACUGAAUCAUGGUCCAAUGUCUCUCUUAAGGUUGCAGCCAUAGAAAGAGAAAGAGAGAAAAUGGGUCUCAUCUCAAUGCAAUUCAUGUUCUGAAAAUCGAAAGCUUUCCCAAAAGAAAAGUUGUGCUAAAGAUGCCAGGGAAACCUGACACUGAUGACUGGCGUGGAGAGCAGAUUCAGUUUCAAACUUCCGUUUACUCUCAUCAUCAACCUUGGUGGCGUGGAGUCGGGGAAAAUGCCUCCAAGUCACCUUCAUCUGUUCACUUAAAUGGUUCAAUCAUGAAUGGUGUCACAGGGUCCGAGACCAAUGAAGAUUUGGCUGAGAGGGUUGAUUUCAAUAGGCAAAGGCAUCCUAUGGUUUCUCCUUCACUCUCUGGAACUGAUAAGUCAGGUGGGGGAGUUGCCAAAGAGUACCAAAGCAUCAAGGAUGCCAUGUCCUCAACCCCAUUUACAGUGGGCAAACACAUUGGUCCAAAUUCCCAGAUGGAAUUUGUUGGUCAUUCAGUUGUUUUAACAUCUCCUUAUUCAGAUGCACAGUAUGGUCAAAUCUUGACUACUUAUGGGCAGCAAGUUAUGAUAAACCCUCAGGUAUACGGAAUUCAUCAUGCUAGAAUGCCUUUGCCACUUGAAAUGGAAGAGGAGCCUGUAUAUGUCAAUGCAAAGCAGUAUCAUGGUAUUUUGAGGCGAAGACAGUCUCGGGCAAAGGCUGAGCUUGAAAAGAAAGUGAUUAAAGCUAGAAAGCCAUAUCUUCAUGAAUCCCGUCACCUACAUGCUAUGAGAAGGGCAAGAGGUAACGGUGGUCGCUUUCUUAAUACAAAGAAGCUCGAAAAUAACAACUCUAAUACCACUUUAGAUAAAGACAACAGUAUUGGUGCAAACCCUUCAACAAAUUCACCUGCCACUCAACAUUUUCUUACCAACAAUGAGAAUCUAGGCUCAUCACAUGCAUCACAGUGCAUAGUUCAAGACAUGCACAGGAUGCAUAGUUUCAAUAUUGGUUUCCAUGACGGAAAUGGUCUUUCAGCACUGUACCAUUCACAAGCAAAUGGAAAAAAGGAAGGAGGUUACUUUGGUAAAGAGAGGGAUCCUAAUGGGGCUGUUAAAUAACACUUCCCUCAGCCAUACAGCAACAGUUAGGUGAAGACGAAGGACGUUAUUUCAUCCAACUUAUGAUGCUGUAUUGAAGGCAAUUCAUUCUUGGCUCAGUUGAUUACAGUGGUGAGAUCAGUGAUAUGGUGCACUCUAUGCCUUGUUUAGUCUCCCAUCUUGUUCUGUUUCUCUUGGCAAGUCCAUUUGUAAAAUGGAUGACAGAAAGAAAAGGAAAACUGCUUUGGUUUGAGAACUUUUUUAAGUUUAUAUUCUAAACUCUAUGUGAAGGUUCGUAUAACUGUAUACUGACUUGUGUGACUUACUCCACAAAACCUUAAAAAUUUCAUCUAUUUUGUCCGGUCUCCUUCCACAC
Molecule: messenger RNA, 1470 nt
Organism: Abrus precatorius (Indian licorice)
Lineage: Eukaryota; Viridiplantae; Streptophyta; Magnoliopsida; Fabales; Fabaceae
Product: nuclear transcription factor Y subunit A-1-like
Exons: 7
Coding region: 141-1115 (324 amino acids)
Biological process (GO): regulation of transcription by RNA polymerase II
Cellular component (GO): CCAAT-binding factor complex
Molecular function (GO): RNA polymerase II cis-regulatory region sequence-specific DNA binding; DNA-binding transcription factor activity, RNA polymerase II-specific
Source: RefSeq, a predicted model, not a curated record